Saccharomyces mikatae IFO 1815 is the source of this 636-nucleotide messenger RNA. It is a transcript of the gene DFR1, whose product is annotated as dihydrofolate reductase. Gene Ontology annotation, cellular component: mitochondrion. The transcript has a single exon. The record is from RefSeq and is a predicted model, not a curated record. Lineage: Eukaryota; Fungi; Ascomycota; Saccharomycetes; Saccharomycetales; Saccharomycetaceae. The coding region runs from base 1 to 636 and encodes 211 amino acids. Gene Ontology annotation, biological process: dihydrofolate metabolic process; folic acid metabolic process; tetrahydrofolate biosynthetic process. Gene Ontology annotation, molecular function: dihydrofolate reductase activity; NADP binding.
AUGGCUGGUGGAAAGAUUCCCGUUGUAGGAAUUGUGGCAUGUCUACAGCCUGAAAUGGGUAUAGGAUUUCGGGGUGGUCUACCAUGGAGGCUGCCUAAGGAAAUGAAGUAUUUCAAGCAAGUCACCACAUUGACCAAGGAUUCAAAUAAACAAAAUGCUGUGAUAAUGGGAAGGAAGACAUGGGAAUCCAUACCACCUAAGUUUCGCCCACUGCCGAAUAGAAUGAAUGUCAUUAUAUCGAGAAGCUUUAAGGACGAUUUCGUUCAUGACAAAGAAGAGUCAAUAAUCAGAAGCAAUUCAUUAGAAAACGCAUUGACCAACCUAGAAAACAAUUUCCAAGAGCAUCUAGAAAGAAUUUACGUGAUUGGCGGUGGGGAAGUUUAUAAUCAAAUCUUCUCCACCACCGACCAUUGGCUCAUAACAAAAAUAAAUAAACUAGAUGAAAAAGUGCCUCCUCCUAUGGAUACUUUCCUUGACCUAAAAAGAUUAAAGGAGGCAUUCAGCGAGCAAAAUCCGGCCCAGUUAAAAGAAUUUCUCCCCGCUAAGGUCGAGUUGCCAGAAACGGAUUCUAAUCAACGCUACUCACAAGAGGAAAAGGGAUAUUACUUUGAGUUCACUCUGUACAAUCGUAAAUGA